AUGUCCACAUCAAAGAACUUUGCGGGUAAAGUAGUGCUGAUUACCGGUUCAAGUGGUGGUAUCGGCGCCGUCACUGCUGUCGAGUUUGCCAGAUAUGGGGCUCAAGUGGUGAUCACCGGUCGUAAUGCCGACAACUUGUCAGAAGUGGCCAAACAAUGUGCGGCCGUUUCACCCAAAGGCCUGAAACCACUGGAAGUGUUGGCAGACGUGUAG
Messenger RNA from Medioppia subpectinata, 213 nucleotides. The record is from the annotation of a GenBank genome assembly. Lineage: Eukaryota; Metazoa; Arthropoda; Arachnida; Sarcoptiformes; Oppiidae.